CUUCAUUUCUUUCGCUUUUGUCCCUCCCCACUACUCAUGCUUUCACUUACAGUCUCUCAAUCCGCCAUUAACGCCAGGGACCAUAUCUUACAAUCCCAACACCAUUAUUACCCUUUUCUUCUUCUUCCACCUUCCUCAUUUCCUCAUUUCCAAAUCCCCCUUUUUAAUCCUUCAAAAUCCCAAUCAUACUAUGUAAAUUCUCCAUUGAUAACUGUUUUUCCGCCAUUGUUUCCUCUCGAACAUGGCCCAGAGUAGUCAUGUUUCUGACAAUUCUGUCCCAAUUUCAGAAACCAGGAAGCUGAUAAACCCUAGGGUUGAGAUUGAUACUUCGCCGCCGUUUGGGUCGGUGAAGGAGGCGGUGACUCGGUUCGGCGGUAGCGGUUCGUGGGUUCCCCUUAACGUCCUUCGACUCGCCGGUCAAGAUGUUGAAGAAAUCGACAUGGAUACAGUCGAAAAGCAAGCUGCAGAACUCGAAAAAGAACUAAUCAUCAAAGAACAAGAAACCCUCGAAGUUCUUCGUGAACUCGAAUCCGCAAAAGGAGUAAUGGAGGGUUUAAAACUCAACCUAAUCAAAGAAACUUCAUCAUCAAUCAUGGCAACAACAACAACAACCCUAGAUCUGAAUCCAGAUUCAGGAACCACGACGCCGAUCGACCAAUCAACAGCAAAAACUUUAACAUUAUGCCCAAUCCCAAUGCCUCCCGGGAUGAUCUUAACCGAGCUCAAAGAAGCCAAAUCGAAUCUAAACAAAACCACCACCGAUCUCGCCAUGAUUCGUACUUCUGUUGAAUCGUUGAACAAGAAAUUGCGAACGCAUAAGUCGAAUUUGGCUGAAAAAGAUGGGGAAACGAAACGGGUGAUUGAAGAAUCCGUUGAUGUUUCAAAUGGGUUCUGUAAAAAAUUGACAUUCGAAGCACAGCAGUUUAGGAAGAUGGAAGAAGCGGCGCAAUAUGAGGUGAUUAAGGCGACGUCGGAGAUUGAGCACACGAAAUUGAGUAUAAAAAUGGUGGAAAUGAGGUUGAUUGCUGCUAAAAAGAUGGAGGAAGCUGCACGAGCUAUGGAAGCUGUUGCUCGAGCUGAAAAUGAAGAUACGCCAUCGAUUCGUGAAGGAAUCACGCUUUCGUAUGAAGAGUACUCUUUACUCGCUCAAAAAGCUCAAAAAGGUGAAGAAAUUUGGAAGAAAAAUGAAGGAAACGAAAAUUUGUAUCGAAGAAAGACACUCGAAGAGGCUCUUGGGCCUAGAUCGGAUACUACAAACGGAAGAAACCUCGAAUCAAGAACCAAGUAUUUUCGUGGAAGAUCAGACGAAACAUGGCCCACAAAAUCAACUAAUAAUAAUAAUUCAAAAACCAGAACCCCGUACCCAUAUCAUGGUCCUAGAGGCUUUGCCCCAUUGAUAGGGGACGAUUCAAACAUGAUCAACACAGAAUCGAGGCCAGUAUUGCGAUCAAGUGUCUCGAUUGGUGAUAUAUUGAGUCGGAAAUUGAUCCUACAAGACAACGUAGUGGUUCGAGAGGAUGUUGAAAGUCAAACUCGUAGAGAUGAUGUAUCUUUAAGUGAAAUGCUUCGUGAGCAAAGUGGGCUUAUAUUUCGUGACACUGGAAAGUCUGAAAAGGAAAAACGGGUUGAUAAGCAGUUCUUUGCUCAAAGGAAGAAGUUUGGUUUUAUUCACGUAUCGUUACCUUUAAAUAAACAUAACAAGAAGAAAUUGAAUCCGCAAACUCCGGAACCGUUAAACGUGAGGUUCUCGUAGGUUGAAUGGAGUUUUUCCUUGUGUUUGCAUAUGUUUUUUUAUUUAUUUAUUUUUUCUGUAAUUCGUGGGGGUUUUUUUUUGUUUUUUGGUUUUGAUUUGGGGUGUUGAUGAUUUAUGAAAUGUUCUAACAUUUGUUGGGGUAAAAUUAGUCGGUAUGUCGGGAAUAUAGUUCGGACUCCACUUGUGUAGAGUAUGAUUGCAUGGAGUUUGACUUUCCUAAGAGGUCAAAGUUAUGGUGUGUUGUAUAGGAUAGGUAUUUGAUUAAUGAUUUGAGUUAUUGAUGUGCACAAAA
Lactuca virosa is the source of this 2045-nucleotide messenger RNA. The record is from the annotation of a GenBank genome assembly. Lineage: Eukaryota; Viridiplantae; Streptophyta; Magnoliopsida; Asterales; Asteraceae.